Molecule: messenger RNA, 1648 nt
Organism: Oncorhynchus keta (chum salmon)
Lineage: Eukaryota; Metazoa; Chordata; Actinopteri; Salmoniformes; Salmonidae
Product: erythroblast NAD(P)(+)--arginine ADP-ribosyltransferase-like
Exons: 2
Coding region: 516-1346 (276 amino acids)
Molecular function (GO): NAD+-protein-arginine ADP-ribosyltransferase activity; NAD+ poly-ADP-ribosyltransferase activity
Source: RefSeq, a predicted model, not a curated record
CCAGGGGUAGGAAACCUUGUUCCAGGAGUGCCGGAGGUACUGCAGGAUUUAGUACAAACUAGGCACCACACUGUAUGUGUUUGAGUAUGUGAAGGGAAAGGGGAUACCUUGUCAGUUGCACAACUGAAUGCAUACAACCGAAAUGUAUCUUCCACAUUUUAACCCAACCCUUCUGAAUCAGAGAUGUGCAGGGGGCUACCUUAAUCGACGUCAUCGGCAGCCGGGGAGAAUGGAAGAGUUUUUCACCUUGCCAGCUAUUGGAUUCAAACCAGCAACUUUUUGAUUACUGGACCAACGCUCUUAACCGCUUGACUACGCGUGUCUGUGUGUCUGUGUGUGUGUGUGCGCGCUGUGUAAUGGUGUUUGUGGUUUGAUGGGUACUUGUGACUGCAUGUGCCUAUUCCUAGUAAGAGAGGAGGGACUGUGAAAGUAACCUCAAGAGCAGUGGUAUAACAAGGCUCUCUGAUAGCUGAUCUCCAAUACAUUUUGCCAUUGGACCAAUAUAUGUUGACAUCAUGGCAAGACACAAGAUCCUAACCUUUGCUGUGAUGUAUUUCUUCCAGGCUUGGACUUUGGGUGUGGACUCCAAGAUGGUUCAUCUCCGUCAGCCUGGUCUCAGUUCCUCCAUACCCUUAGACAUGGUCCCUAACUCUGUUGACGACAUGUAUGAAGGAUGCAUAAAAGAAAUGGGCAAAAAGGUGAAGGAAUAUCUUCAUAUUGAAACCAAUACAGGAGGGAUCUUCAAACAAGCCUGGACGAAAGCAAUAAGAUGUGCCUCAAAUAAGACCAAUUCAGUCAACAAUAAACUACACAAACUUAGUUACAAUCACAUUAGAGCUAUCUGUGCUUACACAGGAGGUCAACAUAAGAUAUACCCAGUGUUCAACAAAGCAGUCCGGACCAGUAGAUAUGAGUACACAACCUCCUUCCAGUUCCACUCCCUGCAUUUCCUGCUGACUGACGCCAUUCGCAUCCUGAAACUAAAACAAAAUACCUGUCACACCACAUACCGGAGAACCAACAUGGAGUUUUCAGGUGAAGUGAACAAGGAAAUCAGAUUCGGCCUCUUUGCCUCCAGUUCUUUCCUAAAGAACUUGACACAUUUUGGAGAGAAGUCCUGCUUUGAGAUAAAGACAUGUUUUGGCGCUGACCUGAAGUCCUACCCAGAGAUGGGGAAUUAUGAAAAGGAGGUGUUGAUUCCACCGUAUGAAGUGUUCAAAGUUACUGCUGUGCUGAAGAAAGAAAAUGAUAAAAACCUUUGGUGCAAUGUUGUGUACAAACUAAAGAGUUUCAAAACACUGAGUAACCUGAAUUGCAAAAUUUUUAAAAAGACAACAAUUAAUUAAGAAAAUCUGUGUUGAUCUUGAGUCAUUGUCCCUAAAGACGAUUUAAAACUAACAGCUAUGCUGCUUAUCUUUCUAAAAGUAAAUGAAGCCAAACAACGUGUCUUCAGUGUCUAAAGCUUUCAUUGUAAUAAGUUAGUUGGUUUAUUGGUGGAUGUUACAUAAAGACCUCAUCCUGACUUCCAGAAAUAGUGAUUAUUAAGAUGUUUGUAUUAUAGUGUAUCAGACUCCAUAGGAGACUUUAAUGCACUUAUAUACCUUCUGCAGCUUGUGGCAAAAUGAAUAAAGAAAAUCAUUGAGCUUGA